AUGGCAAUUGAAGAAGAAAGAUUUAGGUACAUCUGUAAAAAUCAACAGAAAUUAAGGUCUGAUCUUUAUGGUGGCUUAAUGGAUGCUAUUGUACGUGGAGAUUCAGAUUGCUCAAUGGUGGGAAAAACUAUUAUACUACCUUCCUCCCACACUGGGGGACCUCGCUACAGGGCACAAAAUUAUCAAGAUUCAAUGGCUAUAUGUAUAUAUACAAUUGAGUUCCAGAAAAGAGGCUUGCCACAUGAUCAUAUACUGUUUUUCCUUCAUGAAACACAAAAAAACCCAACAACAGAUCAUAUCAAUAGAGUAAUAUCCGCUGAAAUACCAGAUUACAGAGCAUAUCCAGAUGGGUAUAAUGCCGUGAAAAACUUCAUGAUGCACAGACCGUCUGGAGAACAAAAUCCUAGUUGCCCAUGUAUGAAACAAGGCAAGUGCACAAAAUAUUUUCCAAAGAAAUACAAUGACCGAACAAAUUUUGAUUCGGAUGGAUUCCUUAUUUAUAUGAGACGGAAGACAGGUAUUGAAGUUAAGAAAAAUCGUGCUAGCUUAGACAACCGAAAUGUAGUCCCAUAUAACAGGGACUUGCUUGUCCAGUUUGAUGCAUAUAUAAAUGUUGAAGUAUGCAAUUAUGCGAGGUCGGUCAAGUACCUAUUCAAGAAACCGGCUGUUGAGCGCUUACCAUUUCAUUUACAGGGGAAAAACACAAUAAUAUUUGAUGAAUCAAUGCCAAUUGAAAGCGUAAUAAGUAGACAUGAUUUAGAAAAAAUAGAAUUUACAGAAUGGUUUAAGGCAAACAAAGAAUACCCUGAUGCAAGAGAGUUGACAUAUUCCGAUUUUCCAACGUGUUGGGUUCGGAAUGGAAGUGACAAAAAGUGGACUAGGAGGAAGAAGGGACACGCAGUUGGCAGAAUUUACUUUGCACAUCCAGGAAGUGGAGAACGUUUUUACAUGCGUAUGCUGCUAAAUUUUGUCAAAGGGUACACUUCCUUCGAAAGCAUCAGAAGAAUCAAUGGAGUAGAUCAUAAAACAUAUAGAGAGGGAUGCUACGCUUUAGGGUUAUUAGAUGAUGACAAAGAGUGGAACGACUGCUUGUCUGAGGCAGCCCAUUGGGCUUCUGGAAACGAGUUGCGACAUUUCUUUGUUACUGUACUUAUGAACUGUCAGGUGUCAGCUACUCGUAAGCUAUGGGAGAAUAACUAUGGAAUACUAUCUAAAGAUAUCACGCAUAUCCAGUGA
Molecule: messenger RNA, 1236 nt
Organism: Solanum stenotomum
Lineage: Eukaryota; Viridiplantae; Streptophyta; Magnoliopsida; Solanales; Solanaceae
Exons: 3
Coding region: 1-1236 (411 amino acids)
Source: RefSeq, a predicted model, not a curated record